Molecule: messenger RNA, 2841 nt
Organism: Mandrillus leucophaeus (drill)
Lineage: Eukaryota; Metazoa; Chordata; Mammalia; Primates; Cercopithecidae
Gene: TAF5
Product: TAF5 RNA polymerase II, TATA box binding protein (TBP)-associated factor, 100kDa
Exons: 11
Coding region: 32-2002 (656 amino acids)
Biological process (GO): transcription initiation at RNA polymerase II promoter
Cellular component (GO): transcription factor TFIID complex
Molecular function (GO): RNA polymerase II general transcription initiation factor activity; protein binding
Source: RefSeq, a predicted model, not a curated record
GCUUGACGGCGCAAGGUGGCUCAGCCGCAAGAUGGCGGCGCUGGCGGAGGAGCAGACGGAGGUGGCGGUCAAGCUAGAGCCUGAGGGACCGCCAACGCUGCUACCUCCGCAGGCGGGGGACGGCGCAGGCGAGGGUAGCGGCGGCACUACCAACAACGUUGGAAGUGUUGCUGUGGAAGACCAGCCAGAUGUCAGUGCUGUGUUGUCGGCCUACAGCCAACAAGGAGAUCCCACAAUGUAUGAAGAAUACUAUAGUGGACUGAAACACUUCAUUGAAUGUUCCCUGGACUGCCAUCGGGCAGAGUUAUCCCAACUCUUUUAUCCUCUGUUUGUGCACAUGUACUUGGAGCUAGUCUACAAUCAACAUGAGAAUGAAGCAAAGUCAUUCUUUGAGAAGUUCCAUGGAGAUCAGGAAUGUUAUUACCAGGAUGACCUACGUGUAUUAUCUAGUCUUACCAAAAAGGAACACAUGAAAGGGAAUGAGACCAUGUUGGAUUUUCGAACAAGUAAAUUUGUUCUGCGUAUUUCCCGUGACUCGUACCAACUCUUGAAGAGGCAUCUUCAGGAGAAACAGAACAAUCAGAUAUGGAACAUAGUUCAGGAGCACCUCUACAUUGACAUCUUUGAUGGGAUGCCGCGUAGUAAGCAACAGAUAGAUGCGAUGGUGGGAAGUUUGGCAGGAGAGGCUAAACGAGAGGCAAACAAAUCAAAGGUAUUUUUUGGUUUAUUAAAAGAACCAGAAAUUGAGGUACCUUUGGAUGAUGAGGAUGAAGAGGGAGAAAAUGAAGAAGGAAAACCUAAAAAGAAGAAGCCUAAAAAAGAUAGUAUUGGAUCCAAAAGCAAAAAACAAGAUCCCAAUGCUCCACCUCAGAACAGAAUCCCUCUUCCUGAGUUGAAAGAUUCAGAUAAGUUGGAUAAGAUAAUGAAUAUGAAAGAAACCACCAAACGAGUGCGCCUUGGGCCAGACUGCUUACCCUCCAUUUGUUUCUAUACAUUUCUCAAUGCUUACCAGGGUCUCACUGCAGUGGAUGUCACUGAUGAUUCUAGUCUGAUUGCUGGAGGUUUUGCAGAUUCAACUGUCAGAGUGUGGUCUGUAACACCCAAAAAGCUUCGUAGUGUCAAACAAGCAUCAGAUCUUAGUCUUAUAGACAAAGAAUCAGAUGAUGUCUUAGAAAGAAUCAUGGAUGAGAAAACAGCAAGUGAGUUGAAGAUUUUGUAUGGUCACAGUGGGCCUGUCUAUGGAGCCAGCUUCAGUCCGGAUAGGAACUAUCUGCUUUCCUCUUCAGAGGACGGAACUGUUAGAUUGUGGAGCCUUCAAACAUUUACUUGUUUGGUGGGAUAUAAAGGACACAACUAUCCAGUAUGGGACACACAAUUUUCUCCAUAUGGAUAUUAUUUUGUGUCAGGGGGCCAUGACCGAGUAGCUCGGCUCUGGGCUACAGACCACUAUCAGCCUUUAAGAAUAUUUGCUGGCCAUCUUGCUGAUGUGAAUUGUACCAGAUUCCAUCCAAAUUCUAAUUAUGUUGCUACGGGCUCUGCAGACAGAACUGUGCGACUCUGGGACGUCCUAAAUGGUAACUGUGUAAGGAUCUUCACUGGACACAAGGGACCAAUUCAUUCCUUGACAUUUUCUCCCAAUGGGAGAUUCCUGGCUACAGGAGCAACAGAUGGCAGAGUACUUCUUUGGGAUAUUGGACAUGGUUUGAUGGUUGGAGAAUUAAAAGGCCACACUGAUACAGUCUGUUCACUUAGGUUUAGUAGAGAUGGUGAAAUUUUGGCAUCAGGUUCAAUGGAUAAUACAGUUCGAUUAUGGGAUGCUAUCAAAGCCUUUGAAGAUUUAGAGACCGAUGACUUUACUACAGCCACUGGGCAUAUAAAUUUACCUGAGAAUUCACAGGAGUUGUUGUUGGGAACAUAUAUGACCAAAUCAACACCAGUUGUACACCUUCAUUUUACUCGAAGAAACCUGGUUCUAGCUGCAGGAGCUUAUAGUCCACAAUAAACCGCCGGUAUUAAAGACCUUUUGGAAGCUACUGUUUUUGAAAAGGGAGACUAAAAGCAAAUACCUCAGUGAUUAAUAUUUAAGCUACAAAGAAUGUUUUUGUCUAUAUGGAUCUGGAAGUAUGCUGCUUGGAAAAUCUGAACGGGACAGUUCCACGUUUCUAUAGCAACCACAUUUGACUAAUUUCCGUUAGUUGAAUAAGAGGUAUUAUGAUCAUGGAGGGGACAUUUAUGGUGCUUUGGAUUGUGUGGAAACUAUGCAUUUUCUGUUCAAAUGCUACUUUAAUUUAUUACGUUUAGAAAAAAAGUUGAUUUCAAUAAUUCAUCCUGCUUCAAGAUUCAAAUUCAGAAAUAUACUAUCAUCUUGAAUUUUAGCUGAAGAAUCCUAUGAGCAUGUAUGUUUCUGCUGUAAAAACGUAGUUACUGUAUGGCACUCAAAAACUGUUAAAUGAUCCACUAACUUUUUUUUUCUCGGCCCAUGAUUAGUGGAAUGUAUGUAACUAGGUGGGGUUCCUUUGUUAGAUCUAGAUGAAUUACAACCAUCCACUGACAUCUGAAUUUAUAUACCUGUUGAGUUUUGAGUGCACCCAAACACUCGAUAAACCAGGUGAAGAAAUUUAGCUUCCAUGUUCUACUUCAGCUAAAACAGCUACAUACGACCUAGUACACUUGAAGUCAGACAGACAUUUCAGUUGCUUACCUCCAGUACUGAGCCUUGCUUUGGGAAACUAAAAGAUUUAGACCAAGUCACUGCCAGUUUUUGCCUUUGUUGCAUUUUGUACAGUUUUUAUAUUUUUGAUAUCUUGUAAAUAAAGACAACCAGCUUUUCCAGGUUCAUAA